AUGGACGAGACCAGCAAGCGCAAGCGACGCAACUCGACGGAGAUGGAGAACGACCCGAACAAGGUGGUGGAUAUGGAGGUGACGGCGUCGGCGAGUGCGUAUGUGGCGGCAUCGAGCACAGAGGUCGGCAAUGUCUUUGCCGUCGACGCCACAUCGCUGCCUGGUGUGCUGGCGGCGGUCGAGUCGGCAGCACAGAAGAACGCUAUCGAUCGCGCCGAGGCUGCCGGUCGCCCUGAGCUCUUUCUCGAGUCCGAGAUGGCGCUCGUGGCCUCGCUCGAGCGCCUCGGCACCAUCUCCACCAACGCCCAGCUCUUUCCGCUCGCUGUCUUGCGUGGCAUUGCCACUCUGCUGCCGCCGCUGUUGGCCCACGACAACACCGACGUCGCAAACGUUGUCGUCCGCAUUGUCGAGGAGAUUGCCGACCCAGACGGCGUGUCGGGCAAGGGCGAUGCGGCCGCAACGCUCUCGCUCAUUUCGGCGCUGGUGAACAAGGGCCAGCUGCUGCCGCUGGUGGUGAACCACCUCGCGCGACUGGCAGCCGAGCCCGGCGUUGUCCGUGGCAUGCCCAAAGACGUCAGCACGCCGCCCGGACGCACGCCAGACGCCGAGGACGCCGCCGAGAGUGCCUACCGCUGCAUGGCCGUUCUCGACCAUCUCAUCGGCUGGCAGCCGCUGGUGGCGGGCGCGCUGGCGAGCGUGACACCGCUGGUGGAGGUGCUUGGCAACUGGCUCCGCCCGCGGCGCGCUGUUGCAUUUGACGAGAACAAAAUGUACGCUGCCGAGCUGCUGGCGGUCGUGGCCGCGUCGGCCGCCGACCCGACAGUGGCUGCCGCCAACGCCGCCGGCGACGAUUGGCUCGACGGCAUCCUGGUCUCGCUCGCCGACUACAGGGCCGCUGCCCCAGGCUCGCUCGAUGCCGAGGAGGAGGAGUACGUUCACAACUGUCUCGAUGCGCUUUGCUCGCUCCUCAUGGCCUCGGUCGAGCUCAACGCUCGCUUUGUGGCGCUUGAGGGUGUCGAGCUACUCGCGGCACUGGUCGCCGGCAAGGGCGUCGCCCGCCCGGCCGCGCUCAAACUCCUCGACUUUGCGCUGACCGGCUCGCCGGCCGCAGCCUCGUCGCUGGUUGCUUCGGGCUCGCUCGGUAUGCUCUUUGGUGCUCUGCUCUCGACCAAGGCCGAGCGCGCGCCCGAACGCGAGGCCAAGGCCAAGGCCAAGGUCAAAUCCGCGCUCGCAGGCGCGUCCGACCAGGCCGAGGCCGACGCCAUCCAGGUUGCCGCCAAGGCUGCGGCGCGAAAGCGCAAGCUCGCCCUCAAGGCGUACGACGCCGAGGCCGAUGUCGAGCACGUUGUCUCGUGCCUCGCAGCCGCUCUUGUCUGGCUCGACGGCCUCGCCCUACUCCGCGUCGUUCACAAGUUCACCGAGGACGGCAAGGCUGGGCGGCUUGCCACGCUCCACGCCCGCUACGCCGAGCGCGCGGCCGCUGAGGACGCGCGCAUUGCCACCAUUGUCGCCCCGCUCGCUCCCGCCGCUCGCGCCGCUCUCGCCGACGACCUUUACAUCCAGCGCCUCGAUGCCGGCCUCUUCACGCUCCAGCGCAUCGCAGUGGUGGCCGGUCUGCUCCACCUUUACGCGCCACGGUUGAGCCCUGACGACGCCGCCACCCUCGUUGACGCCCUCAACCGCAACAGCCUCUCGCUUGCCCGCAUCCGCCCGAUCCUUGCCGAGUACCUUGAAGCUGCCGGCGGCGAAGCUGGCCGCGGUGGCAACGACGACGACGACGACGCCGCCGCGAUCGAUCUCGGCGCGCGGACCGUCCGUAAGGUCGCAGCCGUCAUGGCUCUGUAA
Molecule: messenger RNA, 1845 nt
Organism: Thecamonas trahens ATCC 50062
Lineage: Eukaryota; Apusomonadida; Apusomonadidae
Product: nuclear protein NAP
Exons: 2
Coding region: 1-1845 (614 amino acids)
Cellular component (GO): spliceosomal complex
Source: RefSeq, a predicted model, not a curated record